CAAACACGUAGAUCUAGUGCUUUAGCAGAAACCGCAUUCUUCAAAAUGUCUUUCAUCACAGUUGCUCCUGACAGCGAUUUCCCUAUCCAGAACUUGCCAUAUGGCAUAUUUUCAACACCAGACAACUCUGAGCGACGACCAGGUGUUGCGAUCGGAGAAUACAUUCUGGACCUGAGUGUUGUGAAGCAUCUGUUUGAUGGACCAGCACUUCGAGGAAGGCAGGAUGUCUUUGAACAGUCCACCCUUAAUGCCUUCAUGGGUCUUGGAAGGGCAGCCUGGUCGGAGGCUCGGGAAACUCUUCAGAGGAUUUUGUCAGACUCUGAGCCAGUGCUGAGAGACAAUGCUGACCUCAGGUCGAGAGCCCUGGUUUCCCAGAAGACUGCCACCAUGCACAUUCCUGCAUCUAUUGGUGACUACACUGACUUCUACUCCUCCAAGAACCACGCUUACAAUGUCGGAUGCAUGUUUAGAGAUCCUGCAACUGCUCUGAACCCCAACUGGACGUGCCUGCCAGUGGGUUAUCAUGGCCGCUCCUCGUCUGUGGUGGUGUCUGGUACUCCGAUGAGACGGCCAAACGGGCAGACGCGACCUGACGACUCCAAACCCCCGUCUGUGACCCCGUGCCGUCUGUUUGACUUUGAACUGGAGAUGGCGUUCUUCGUUGGGCCGGCCACUCAGCUCGGCGAGCCCAUCCCCAUGGAGAGAGCGGAGGAUCACAUCUUUGGCAUGGUGCUCAUGAAUGACUGGAGUGCACGAGACAUCCAGAAAUGGGAGUAUGUGCCCCUCGGCCCCUUCACAGCCAAAAAUCUGGGAACUACGAUAUCUCCCUGGGUGGUCACAAUGGACGCCCUCAAGCCUUUUGCCAUUCCCAACAUGCAGCAGGACCCCGCCCCUCUCCCCUACCUCCGCCACGAGGACCCCUACAACUUUGACAUCACGCUGGACGUCUCCCUGAUGGCUGACGGUCUGUCCAAACCAGCGCCCAUCGCCAAGUCAAACUUCAAGUACAUGUACUGGACCAUGAAGCAACAGCUGGUCCACCACACGCUGACCGGCUGCAAUGUGAACCCCGGUGACCUCCUGGGGUCAGGAACCAUCUCAGGAGAGACUUCCGACUCGUACGGCAGCAUGCUGGAGCUGUGCUGGAAGGGCACCAAGGUCGUGGAGCUGGGCAACGGGGUGACCCGGAAGUUCCUCCAGGACGGUGAUGAGGUCAUCUUUCACGGGUUCUGCGAAGGCAACGGUUACCGCGUGGGCUUUGGGACCUGCACGGGAAAAGUUUUGCCGGCCCACCCUCUGUAGUGGGAGUUGAGGUCAGGAGCAUGGCCAACCGCUGCCACCAGGUUGUUUUUGGCAGCUUGAAAGUUCCGAAAGUGUUUUCCGUGUUCCGGAAUGUUAAUGUUACUAUUUGUUUGAGUUUUGUUUUGUAGAUGUGAUAUCAGAACAAUUGUUGUGGGUACGACCUGAGAAGAGUUUCUGGACUUUGUUGUUGUUUUAUCUACGAAAGACGGGAGUUUCUUGAAAGAACUCUAAUUCUGUUGUUUCUUUGAAAAAGCUUCACUCACUAACACGAAAUGUUUUUUCGAGAUAAAGAUGGAAAAGGAUUUUCUUUUUCCUUUUAAUUUGUGUGUGUGGGGUUGCUUUUUUUAUAUAUUUUUUUUUAUAAUUUUUUUUUUACUUGUCACUUUUCUUUGCUCCCCGAUGUUAAUGAAAAAAUAAUUCCAGCAUUCGGUGAAUGUGUGUUGUGAUAGUAUGCCUUGCUAGUGUACUCAGUAGUUCAAUCAGUUUGUGGUACUAGUCAGGUGAGAGGUCCAAGCUAUUCUGAGAAAUAUACCGUAUGUGUUGUUUUGAGAAUCAUAGUCAUGAUCCAGAGCUUUCUUUAUUCAUGCGAGUUACGUUUCUGUGGUGAAAUAGGUUCUCUCAUUCUACUGAUUUCAUUUGAUGUUUGUGAGCAUAUGGGAAUGUUUUCUUAACGUAAAGGUAUCCAGCUUGCAAAAUAUUGAAAUUUUCUAUUUUUGCUCUGAAUUUAUAUCUUGGAAGUCUUCAAGCGAUAGUUUUACCUGCAAAAAUAUUCAAAAUUUUGAUUUGCUGUGAUUGUAGUUGGUACCUUGUUAUUAUUAUCAGAAUAUGCCAUGGUAUUGUUUGCCCAGUCUAUUUUAUCCAUUUUGGACCAACUUGUCACUGAAAGUCACAUUUGAUUUUGAUGUCUCGUGCCAUAAGAUGAACGUCGGCAGACACAGCAGUUUGUGAUGAGCUAAUGAGGAGAGAGGUCAGUUGGAUAUCAGUGAUCUAAGAGGUCAAUUACCAAAGUGCCUUUGUCAUUCCAGAUUUUUAAAAUCUAUUUCACCGCUAUUUUGUACUGAUUCUUUCUGUUCUUACCGAAUCAGUUGUUUCCAGCAAGUGUUUGUUUGCCCCUUAGCAUUUUGUGGACAAAAAUUGUUAUAAAUUUUAUUUGGAAGAAGUAAAAAAAAAA
Molecule: messenger RNA, 2473 nt
Organism: Aplysia californica (California sea hare)
Lineage: Eukaryota; Metazoa; Mollusca; Gastropoda; Aplysiida; Aplysiidae
Product: fumarylacetoacetase
Exons: 13
Coding region: 46-1302 (418 amino acids)
Biological process (GO): L-phenylalanine catabolic process; L-tyrosine catabolic process; homogentisate catabolic process
Molecular function (GO): fumarylacetoacetase activity
Source: RefSeq, a predicted model, not a curated record